Molecule: messenger RNA, 1350 nt
Organism: Penicillium longicatenatum
Lineage: Eukaryota; Fungi; Ascomycota; Eurotiomycetes; Eurotiales; Aspergillaceae
Product: CaiB/BaiF CoA transferase family protein
Exons: 8
Coding region: 1-1350 (449 amino acids)
Molecular function (GO): catalytic activity
Source: RefSeq, a predicted model, not a curated record
AUGAUUGGACAGACCAGUACCGGGUUGAAAGCUCGACUUCCUUUAACAAAGUUUCUUGGUAGACAGAUAUUACGCAGAAGCCAUACUGCGGAGACUCCCGGGCCUUUGCACGGCAUCAAGAUUCUAGAUCUCACUCGAGUUUUGGCGAUUCUUGCAGAUUAUGGCGCCGAUGUCUUGAAGGUCGAAAAUCCGAAAGGAGGAGAUGACACUCGUCUGUGGCGUACCGAAGCAGAAAAGAAAAUAUGGAAAUCAGAACAAAAUGAUAUAUCGGCGUACUUUUGUACCAUCAAUCGGAACAAGCGCUCUAUCACCUUGAAUCUGAAACAAAAAGAAGGGCGAGAUAUUUUGCUGCGACUUGUGAAGAAUGCAGAUGUGGUCGUGGACAAUUUUAUACCAGGAAAGAUGGAUGACCUCGGAAUCGGAUAUAAGACUCUCUCUGGAAUCAACCCAUCAAUCAUUCACGCCAGUGUUUCUGGCUACGGUGCAAGUGGCCCAUAUGCCCAUCGUGCAGGCUAUGACGCGAUUGCAGCGGCUGAAGCGGGCUUGCUCCAUAUCACUGGUGAAGAGGACGGUCCCCCCACACGUCCGGGCUUGGGCCUUACGGAUAUGAGCACUGGUCUCUUUCUGCAUGGAGCCAUCCUUGCGGCGCUAUUCUCCCGCCAGCAAACUGGAAAGGGUCAAAAGAUUGAUGCGUCCCUAUUCGAAAGCCAGGUGGCUCUUUUAUCGAAUGUCGCGAUGUCGUGGCUCAAUGCAGGGGAGAUUGCUCAUCGGUGGGGAACCGCGCAUCCCAGUAUAGUACCUUAUCAGGCGUUCAAGACCAAGGACUCUUAUCUGGUACUUGGAGCGACCAACAACCGACAAUUUCAGUUGCUCUGCAAGCUAAUUGACCGAUUGGACUUGGCGAAAGACCCCUGUUUCGCUGAUAACGAUGCUCGAGUGAGGAACCGGAAGAGAAUGAGUGAAAUUCUGGACAAGAUUUUCCUGACCAAGUCCACCAAUGAAUGGAUGGCUACGUUAGCAGGAAGUGGAAUGCCAUAUGGUCCGAUAAAUCCCAUCGACCGCGUAUUCUCGCAUCCUCAGACAGCGGCAAGAAAUAUGGUGCACAGUCUACCGUAUGGACCUGCUGUCUGUGGAGAACUCAAAGUUCUUGGUAACCCCGUGAAGUUUAGUGAAACUGCUCCUCUCAUUCGCUUGGCACCACCCAGACUAGGUGAACACACAGAGGAGACACUUGAGGAACUGGGAUUUUCGAAGGAAGAGGUCGGUAAAAUAUUGAUCUACCUGGACAAGUUCUUCCUCGCGCAGAUGUCUCCCAACAACCUGAAUACAACAAGGAGCACCUUCAAAUAG